Drosophila ficusphila is the source of this 376-nucleotide messenger RNA. RefSeq lists its product as uncharacterized. The coding region runs from base 1 to 300 and encodes 99 amino acids. The transcript has a single exon. The record is from RefSeq and is a predicted model, not a curated record. Gene Ontology annotation, molecular function: RNA binding. NCBI's taxonomy places the organism in Eukaryota, Metazoa, Arthropoda, Insecta, Diptera, Drosophilidae.
AUGCCUGAUGCCAAAAUCGCUGGAAUAAAACUGCUGUGUGGACCAACCCGUCUGAAGAGCAGGAUCUUCGUGCGCAACCUGCCAAAUUGCACUCGCGAGGAACUGGCUGCCCAUUGUAUGCCCUUCGGGGUGAUCCUUGGAUCCCUGGUGGAGGGGAAGUACGGCUAUAUCCAGUUCACCAAGGAGAGCAUUGCGCAGGCAGCGAUCGAUGGACUCGACAACAGCGUCUUCAAGUCGCGUUUCAUAAAGGUCCAGAACGCAAGUUAUCGCUCGUUGGAAGAAAACGGCUUUGUAUACUAGGUCGAAAAGGAUUUAUUUAAUAGAGAGUCGAAAAGAAUGAGAAGGUUUGUUAUAUCAAUUAACUAGGAAAGAACCG